Rhodotorula graminis WP1 is the source of this 312-nucleotide messenger RNA. RefSeq lists its product as uncharacterized. The coding region runs from base 1 to 312 and encodes 103 amino acids. The record is from RefSeq and is a predicted model, not a curated record. Lineage: Eukaryota; Fungi; Basidiomycota; Microbotryomycetes; Sporidiobolales; Sporidiobolaceae. The transcript is spliced from 5 exons.
AUGUCGUCCCUCUUUGGUGCCCGCCCGACCCUCUCUGCCGACGAUGCCCGUCAGAAGGCCGCCCAGAUCAAGCAGGAGGUCGAGCAGCAGCUCGCGCUCGCAAACGCCCAGGAGCUCAUCAACAAGAUGAACGAGAAGUGCUUCAACGCCUGCAUCGUCAAGCCCUCUGGCUCGCUCACCCCGAACGACGAGGCGUGCCUCAUGCGCUGCACCGACCGCUUCCUCGAGGCCUUCAACCUCAUCUCGGCCAAGUACGUCCAGCGCGUCCAGCGCGAGCGCGACGCGAGCUCGGGCGCGAGCCUGCUCCAGUAG